This is a messenger RNA of Mustela erminea (ermine), 2062 nucleotides long. RefSeq names its product solute carrier family 22 member 9-like. Lineage: Eukaryota; Metazoa; Chordata; Mammalia; Carnivora; Mustelidae. The record is from RefSeq and is a predicted model, not a curated record. Bases 305 to 1963 code for a protein of 552 amino acids. The transcript has 10 exons. Gene Ontology annotation, cellular component: membrane. Gene Ontology annotation, biological process: transmembrane transport. Gene Ontology annotation, molecular function: transmembrane transporter activity.
GCUGACGAAAAGACUUUUCACAAAGUGCACCUUUAAACAGUGCUAAUGGUCAGCUGUUGGAAGCAUCUCAGCAAAAAUACUUCUCUGGGACUUUAAAGAAAACGGCUACCCACCUGAUCCCCAAACAAUUUGGAGAAUCAGCUUCCGUGGCCCUAGUGGAGGUAAAGCGGGGCCCAUUGAGGAAAAAGUGGGGUCAGGAUCAACACAGGCUUGGUGUGACGUAGUGAAUGGAGACCCUUCUCCCUUUGAAUUUUUCUAAAUAAAGUCCUUUUGCCUUCCACGGGGGAUCACUUGUUCAGCCUCGAUGGCCUUUCAGGACCUCUUGGAUCAAGUUGGAGGCCUGGGAAGAUUCCAGAUCCUUCAGAUGGUUUUCCUUAGUCUCUCCAGCCUCAUAGUGUACCCUCAUAUUUCGUUGGAGAACUUCACAGCAGCCGUCCCUGGUCACCGCUGUUGGGUCCACAUCAUCGACAAUGACACUGUCUCUCCUAACGGCACUGGGAUCCUGAGCCAAGAGUCCCUCCUGAGAAUCUCCAUCCCGCUGGACUCAAACCUGAGGCCAGAGAAAUGUCGUCGCUUCAUCCAUCCCCAGUGGCAUCUCCUUCACCUGAACAGGACCUUCCCCAACACGAGUGAGUCGGACACAGAGCCCUGUGUGGACGGCUGGGUGUACGACCAAAGCUCCUUCCCCUCCACCAUUGUGACUAAGUGGGACCUGAUAUGUGAAUCGCAGUCACUGAAAUCAAUGGCCAAAUUCUUAUUCAUGGCUGGAAUGCUGGUGGGAGGCAUCAUAUUUGGUCAUUUAUCAGACAGGUUUGGGAGGAAGUUAAUUCUCAAGUGGUGUUUCCUCCAGCUGGCCGUUGCUGACACCUGCGCAGCCUUUGCGCCCACCUUUGUCAUUUACUGUGUGCUACGCUUCCUGGCUGGCUGCUCUACCAUGAGCAUCAUGACAAAUAAUAUUAUGCUGCUUGUAGAAUGGACAGUGCCCCGAUUCCAAGCCUUGGGAAUAACGGUGGCAGUCUGCACGCCUUGCGUAGGACAGAUGAUCCUGGGAGGACUGGCUUUUGCCAUUCGAGACUGGUACACCCUUCAGCUGGUGGUCUCUGCACCAUUAUUUGUCUCUUUUCUUUUCUCAAGGUGGCUGGUAGAGUCUGCUCGGUGGCUGGUUAUCACCAACAAAUUCGAGGAGGGCUUAAAGGCACUGAGAAAAGCUGCACGCAGGAACGGAAGGAAGAAUGUUGGAGAAGCCCUCACCGUGGAGGUUUUGAGAUCCACCAUGAAGGAGGAGCUGGAGAUAGCACAGGAAAAACCUUCCGUGCCUGACUUGUUCCGCACACCCAUCCUGCGCAGAAGGAUCUGUUUAUUGUCCUUCGUGAGAUUUGCAACCUACAUGCCCUUUUAUGGCCUGAUUCUCCACCUCCAGCACAUUGGGAACAAUGUUUUCCUGUUCCAGGUUCUCUUUGGCAUGGUCAACCUCCCCGCCAAUUACAUUGCCCUUUUGGCCCUGAAUCAUAUGGGCCGUCGAGUAAGCCAGAUGAUUUUCGGGUCCUUACUUGGAAUCUUCAUUCUAACCACCACGUUUCUGCCUGAAGAAAUGCAGACUCUGCGUGUUACUUUGUCAACUUUGGGAGUAGGAGUUUCUUCUGCAGCUCUCAUGAGUUCUUCUGCCCAUGGAAAUGAACUAAUCCCUACCAUAAUCAGGGCAACAGCGACAGGAAUCCUGGGAAUUGCUGCUAACUUUGGAGCAGCCCUGGCUCCCCUCUUGAUGAUCCUAACUGUGUAUUCUCCCCACCUGCCCUGGAUCAUGUACGGAGUCUUCCCCAUCCUCUCUGGACUUGCCGUUCUCCUCCUUCCUGAAACCAGGAAUCGGCCUCUGCCUGACUUCAUCCAGGAUGUGGAAGAGGAGAGAGAAGGUCUUAGAAAAACAAAGAAGGAAGAUACCUUCAUGAAAGUGACACAGUUUUAAGGAGUUCCAGUAAUGAACUGCUUAAUCAAGGAACAAGACAGAGGAAGGAAAGUCAAGAUCAUCCCCAGAUACUGGAAAGAUCUGUAAAAUAAAACAAAA